Messenger RNA from Drosophila ananassae, 1630 nucleotides. RefSeq names its product hexokinase-2. The record is from RefSeq and is a predicted model, not a curated record. The coding region runs from base 213 to 1577 and encodes 454 amino acids. Gene Ontology annotation, cellular component: cytosol; mitochondrion. The transcript has a single exon. NCBI's taxonomy places the organism in Eukaryota, Metazoa, Arthropoda, Insecta, Diptera, Drosophilidae. Gene Ontology annotation, biological process: glycolytic process; intracellular glucose homeostasis; glucose 6-phosphate metabolic process. Gene Ontology annotation, molecular function: D-glucose binding; mannokinase activity; ATP binding.
UUUUAAUUUGCUACGCAGCGGACGGAUUGCAGUGGCAACAGUUGUUUCUACGUUUGGCGAACUGCAUCGGAUCGCCUCCAGCGGCUCUUAUCAGGCCUGUUUAGUGUCGUCGUCGUCGCCGUGGACUGGCAGCAAGGCGCCUGGUCAGUCGUUACUCAUCGUUCGAGGCAAGCGGUUACAACUAAGACAGUCAAACAGAUUAGCCGAGCAAAAUGCUGGACGCGGAGGUGCGAGAACUUAUGCAAGCCUUUGUGCUUAGCGAUUACCAGGUGCAGGAGGUGUACAGCCGUUUCUGCCUGGAGGUGGCGCGGGGCCUGAAGCGCUCCACCCAUCCCCAAGCCAAUGUCAAGUGCUUCCCAACCUAUGUCCAGGAUCUGCCAACGGGCGACGAGAUGGGCAAGUACCUAGCCCUAGAUCUCGGCGGCACCAACUUCCGGGUGCUGUUGGUGUCGCUAAAAGGACACCACGACGCCUCGGUGGAAUCGCAGAUCUACGCCGUGCCCAAGGAUCUGAUGGUCGGGUCUGGCGUGGACCUAUUCGAUCACAUUGCUGACUGCCUUGCCAAAUUCGUGGAGAAGCACAACAUGAAGACGGCUUACCUACCACUGGGCUUCACUUUCUCGUUUCCCUGCGUUCAGGUGGGCCUGAAAGAGGGCUUACUGGUGCGCUGGACUAAGGGAUUCGACUGUGCCGGAUGCGAGGGCGAAGAUGUGGGUCGCAUGCUACACGAGGCCAUCCAGCGACGAGGAGAUGCCGACAUCGCAGUGGUUGCCAUCCUCAACGAUACCACAGGUACUCUCAUGUCCUGUGCGCAUCGCAAUCCCGACUGUCGGGUGGGCGUCAUAGUGGGCACGGGAUGCAAUGCCUGCUACGUGGAGGAAGUGGAGAACGUGGACCUCCUCCAUCCCGAUUUCAAGAGGACGAAAAAACAGGUUAUAAUUAAUGCCGAGUGGGGAGCCUUUGGUGAAGGUGGCCAGUUGGACUUUGUUCGUACGGAAUACGAUCGCGAAGUGGACGAGAAGUCCAUUAACCGAUCGCAGCAGCUGUUUGAGAAAAUGACUGCCGGCAUGUACUUGGGCAACCUGGUGCGCCUCGUCCUACUGCGUGCCCUCGAGCGCAAGCUCAUCUUCAGGCAGAGUAGCCGGCGGCCAGAGUUCGCCACGGUCCUGCAGAAGCAUCAGGACGUCUUUGAGACCCGCUACAUUUCCGAGAUCGAGGAUGACACUUUCCCAGAAUUUGCCAGCACGAGGAGCAUCGUCAAGAAACUAUUUGGUAUCGAAAAGGCCUCCGUGGAGGACUGCCAGACGCUGAAGUACAUCUGCGAGUGUGUAGCCAAGAGGGCAGCUACUUUGGUGGCUAUUGGAGUGAGUGGACUCAUAAACAGAACCUCCAACAAGAGCGUGGUGGUCGGCAUGGAUGGCUCCGUCUACAGAUACCACCCCAAGUUCGAUGCCUACAUGAGGGAAGUCCUGGUGAAGCUGGUGAAGUCGGACAAGGCGUGGGACAUAAUGCUAUCGGAGGACGGGUCUGGACGCGGGGCAGCACUGGUAGCAGCUGUGGCCAGCAAAACCAAGUAGUCACUACUUACUAGUAAAUUAGAGAAUUUCAAUAUUAAAGAGCUUGACUUACA